UUGUUGCUUUUGGUCUUCCUGGCCCAGCUUGGAACUUCCCACCUCGGGAUUGGAAAUCCUGCUCACAAAGCCGGGCUAGCUCGGGCUGCAGACAGGACACAUGUCCAGAACCCGGGGCUGAGCGGCUGUGCCUUCCUCACAUACUGCGCCAGGGACUCUGCUAUCAAAGCUCAGACAGCCUUGCACGAGCAGAAGACCCUGCCAGGGGUCUUUCUUUGUUGAGAUCUUCGGUUGGUGUCCAGUCACAGCUCCAGGCCUCAGUUUUCCCAGCCGUGCCUCCUCCACCCAGCAGACAGGAAGACUAAGGUUCAGAGAGGGAAGGCGACCUGCCUGAGGUCCCCAGACCUAAGCAUCUACUCUCUGAGAUCGACGGUCCCGCGCAUGGCGCGGCCGAUCCAGGUGAAACCGGCAGACAGUGAGAGCCGUGGAGGUAGGGACCGGAAGCUGUUCGUGGGCAUGCUCAACAAGCAGCAGUCGGAGGAAGACGUGCUCAGGCUCUUCCAGCCCUUUGGUGUCAUAGACGAGUGCACAGUGCUUCGAGGACCAGAUGGCAGCAGCAAAGGCUGUGCCUUCGUGAAGUUUUCUUCCCACACAGAGGCCCAGGCUGCCAUCCAUGCCUUGCAUGGCAGCCAGACUAUGCCGGGAGCGUCCUCCAGCCUGGUGGUCAAGUUUGCCGACACGGAUAAAGAGCGGACAUUGCGGCGUAUGCAGCAGAUGGUUGGCCAGCUGGGCAUCCUGACGCCAUCCCUCACCCUGCCCUUCAGCCCCUACAGUGCCUACGCCCAGGCUCUCAUGCAGCAACAGACAACAGUGUUGUCCACCUCUGGCAGCUACCUGAGCCCCGGUGUGGCCUUCCCUCCCUGCCAUAUCCAGCAGAUUGGUGCCGUCAGCCUUAACGGUCUGCCUGCCACGCCCAUCGCUCCUGCCUCUGGGUUACACUCACCCCCACUGCUAGGCACUGCCGCUGUUCCAGGCCUGAUGGCGCCCAUUCCCAAUGGCUUCCCCGGCGUCCUGCCCUUUCCCGGGAGUCACCCUGCCCUGGAGACUGUGUAUGCCAAUGGCCUUGUGCCCUACCCAGCUCAGAGCCCCACUGUGGCAGAGACCCUCCAUCCUGCCUUCUCCGGAGUCCAGCAGUACACAGCCAUGUAUCCCACCGCGGCCAUCGCGCCCGUGGCACACAGCGUUCCGCAGCCUCCGCACCUCCUGCAGCAGCAGCGCGAAGGUCCCGAAGGCUGUAACCUGUUUAUCUACCACCUCCCCCAGGAGUUUGGAGACACGGAGCUGACCCAGAUGUUCCUCCCCUUCGGCAAUAUCAUCUCCUCCAAGGUGUUUAUGGAUCGGGCUACCAACCAGAGCAAGUGUUUCGGAUUCGUGAGCUUUGACCACCCAGCCAGCGCGCAGGCGGCCAUCCAGGCCAUGAACGGCUUUCAGAUUGGUAUGAAGAGGCUGAAGGUGCAGCUGAAGAGACCCAAAGACCCAGGACACCCGUACUGACCACGCCCACAGCCCUUCAGUGCUGUGGGUGUGGCCCCAGGUGAGCCGCCAGGCGGCCCUGUUUUCUGCCCAGCCCUGGUGUCAUUCACUCUCCUCCCAUCCCAAGCUCACUCUCUAGAUUCUGGGGGCGGGAGUGGCACUCCAAGAGGCCAACUGGGGAUUCAAACCCUCCCCCAUUACCUUGUGGCUUGGGUGGCAGAGAGGGUGGGAUUAGGGUGGGGAAACCGGAGAGAAAGCUAGGAUGUUCCACCCAGGGGACUUCCUUCCCAGGGAAAGUUUUGAAGAACGAAUAGAAGUUCACUACAGUGAACUUCUGGUUUGGGACUUGUGGUCUGGGGUGCAGGAUGUGAUGGGCGGGGCUUCUAUCCCAUCCUGUGAAGCUGCAAGCCGAGAAGCCCUAAUCCAGAGAAAGGAUCUGUGUCCUACAGUUGAACUUGGAAUGCCCAGUUAAGCUUGGCCCAGGACUGAAGCAGAGGAAAUGGGGACACAUCAUAGCCUUGUGGUCCCCCACCUCUGUCCCCACCAGCUCCCGUGGACCCUGAGAGUCCUGUCUUCUAAUUUCAUGCCCAGUGGGUUAACAAAACCCAGAGUGUCGCUUGCACUCUCACAAAACAACACAAAACCAAAUACCCGAACAAACAAGCAAAAAACCCCAAAAGCCAAUUUCCCCUUCAAUAGUCUCAGCAUUUUCUUUGGGACUGAACUGAUUUUAAAAGGUGGAACCAACUGCACAAUGACUUCAUGGAGGUGACAGCUCGGCUACCCAGCAGCAGCAGCCUACAGAGCACCCAGGAAUACUUUAUUUUUAGUGUUUUUGUUUUUGUUUCUCUUUUCUUUUUUCUUUUUCUUUCACGGCCCAGCCCAGGGCCUGGUAGAGAUCGACAGUCUUUAAUCCUUCAGUGUUUUUUGUCCAUUAUCUGGGUCUUUUGGGCUUUAUCUAUUUUGGCUUCGAUUAGGAAACCCACGAAUCAGGUAGAAACCCCCAGACGGCUGCCAUAGUUCCAGUUUUAACCCAGUGUCCUGCGGACCAUCUGCUCUGGGCUGGGGAGGGAGGUUCCACGUCAGGAGCAAAUGUCCCCAGACUGAUGGUGACUGUCAGGAACUGUUGUUUUGAAAAACACUGGGGUUUUCUUGCCAGGACAGAGCGGGGCAGGGUGUUCUGUGCCCCUCCCCCCUCCGCUCUACUAUUCCCCAAUAUCCCCAUCCUCCCCAGGUUGAGCGGUUCCCGCUUCCAACCACUCCAGGACUUUUAUGUAAAUUACAGCCAAGUUUGGACACCAGCUCUCCCAGUGACCCCCUUCCCCCAAAUCCCGAAGCCACCGAAAGCCACUUGAGUUACAGAAGGCUCCGUGGUGUGUCGUGGGACAGGGGACAGGAGUCCAAGCCCGGGUCUGAGGGGCCCAUACACUGCCAAUCACCCGCCCCUCGGCUUGAGGACACCCCCCACCUGACUCGGAGGCUUUCCAGGUCAGCCAGUAUCCCCCUUAGCCAGGAUUCCCCACCCCCAACUUCCUAUUCCCCGUAGCUGCGCAUAGACAUGCGCGCACCAUAGACAAUAUAUUUUUGGAGAAUGAACCACAGCGGCCAAACUCCGUCCAAGGAGGUGGCACUGAGCCGGCCAAUCAUCGGGGACCAAGGACAGACCAGCUGAGGCCGGCUGGAUGCCAAACCAGGACCCCCGUCAACACCAUAUACCUCCAGUUUUUGGGGUCUCCACGGCUGCCGCCCCCACCCUGCCCCUCCCGCUUUCAUAGCCUUACUUGGGUGACCAGGUGUCCUUAGCUUCCUGCCAGGGAAGCCUCCUGUCCCCCACUGCCCAACCAGAUUGCACCCCCACCCCAGCCCCUCCUCCAAUCACCAGCCGUAAACUGAAAGUCUUGUACCCGAGGUCACCGUGAGUCAGACGUGGCCACACCGGACCCGGUUGCUGACCCCGCGGAUUCCUUUUUCCUCUCUUCUCUCUCUCUCUUCUCUCUCUCCUCUCCCCUCCCCUCUCUCCUCUCUCUCAUCUAUCUAUCUAUCUAUCUAUCUAUCUAUCUAUCUAUCUAUCUAUCUAUCUAUGGUGGUGGUCUUUUUCUAAGUGAGUGCCAACAAGACCACAGAGAAGAGCACGCAGGGGUGCAGGGACUCACUGAUAAUCCGCUUUUGAUUCCUAGUUGGAGGUUUGGGAAGACUUUGGUGGGGAAGCCACCCCUUGUAUAUUUUACCCAGCCUACCCACACACCCACCACAAAGCACAGAGUCGUUAAUUUGGACAUCCCACCAAGAGGGGGUGAGGGGGUGGGGGUGGGGUCUUAAUCUCUUACGACAAGUCCAAAAGCAAACAAAAGAGACAACGUUUUUUAAGGUUUAAAAAAGAAAAUGUAAAGAAAAAAAAAUCCCUUUUCGUUUCUACCAAAAUGUUUGUUGACUGACCUAAAUUGGGGGGUGGGGGGGAGCGAACAAACAACAAAAAAAAAACCACCCUGAUUCUGCCCACCUUGUUUCGCGUUUCCGGUUUGAUGAUCCCUUGUUCUGAACGUAACACAGUAAGACUGUGUUAUGAAGUGUGCGAACGUGUGUGUCCGGGAUGUCGCUGUGUUUUCCCCCCACCUCUGCCCCUUGCAGGUUGCCCGCUGAGUGCGUGCUGGCGUGCGCUGGCGUGCGCACCGUCUAGUUCAUGUUUACGAGCUGUAAAUACCAUUUUUAUACUCCACACGAGAGACCCUAUGUGAUUUGUACAACGGGCUUAAUUUCUGCUACAAUGAAUUUCGUGAAAUUUCAAACUUCAAACAAUUUUGAAGAAGAGCAGAGAGAGAAGGCCGAGGGUGGAGAGGGAAUGUGGGGUUUGAGUCCCCGUGCCUCCUGUUCGUGUGCGAAGGAGCAAGCUUCUCAACGGCAAAUCACCUCUCCUUGGUCUGGAAAGAAAAACGAAAAACAAAAACCUAAAAGUUUAUUUAAUAAAAGUUUUACUUGUUAA
This is a messenger RNA of Mus caroli (Ryukyu mouse), 4453 nucleotides long. Lineage: Eukaryota; Metazoa; Chordata; Mammalia; Rodentia; Muridae. The record is from RefSeq and is a predicted model, not a curated record.